AUGGAUGAGUUUGUUUCCCUCCUGAAGGCCCUCAAAAAGAACGACAAGAUUACACAGAAUGUUUUGCUUAUGAUUUCUGAAAGCUUUCGAUACAAUGAAGAAGCUGUGAGUGAUGCAUUGAUCAAGAAUCAUAGAAGCCUGCUUGGAAAAGAGGCGGUUUUGGAUUUUCUUUUUCUACUUUGUAGCAAGGAUACUAGGUAUCUGAGUCUUUUUGAAAAGUACAAAGAUGAAUUUAAUAGAAAUCACAAGAUAUUCAAACUUUUAUCUGGAGAAAGCCAGGAGGAAAAACCCAAAAGACCUAGAAUAGACGAAGAAAGUUCUUCCAGCUCGGAGGAUAUGAUCAAGGCCAGCAUUAAUGAAAGAAAUACACUCAUUGAUGAGGAGGGAGAAACUGAUUCCAAACCAAAGGAAGUGGCCAGUAAAAAAACAAGCAGAAGUGUGCUUGAGGAGGCAAGAACAAAAAACCUAUGGGAUAAAAAAGAGCAGGAAUCGGAUAUUUUGAAUAACGAGUACUUGAAGACUGAGAUGGAUCCCUCUAUUCUAUACUAUCCAAACCAAUGCAAACUAUGCGGUCUGAGGUAUAAAGAUACUCCAGAAGGCGAUGAGCAAAUGGGAGUUCACAUCGACGAGCAUCGAAGAAAAGCAAGGGUUCUAGGAGAAAAGGAUUGUAUAAGCAGAGAAUUCUUUCCAACUCUAGAAGCAUGGACAAAAAACAUCGAGAAGAUUAAACUCAGGCUAGAGGUUGAAAAAGUCGAGAAGAUUGUCCAUUCCGGAGGCCCAGCACUUUGUGAUGUUUGCCGUAGCAGAAUAGAAGUUGAAUGGGAUGAUCAGGAAGACAGAUGGAUACUAAAGGAUGCUGUUUCUCUUGAAAAGGGAGGGAGAACGAGUUUUUGCCAUCGAAAAUGUGUUUCAUAG
Molecule: messenger RNA, 915 nt
Organism: Encephalitozoon intestinalis ATCC 50506
Lineage: Eukaryota; Fungi; Microsporidia; Unikaryonidae
Exons: 1
Coding region: 1-915 (304 amino acids)
Source: RefSeq, a predicted model, not a curated record